Messenger RNA from Nycticebus coucang (slow loris), 3133 nucleotides. RefSeq names its product serine/threonine-protein kinase Sgk3-like. Lineage: Eukaryota; Metazoa; Chordata; Mammalia; Primates; Lorisidae. The coding region runs from base 1357 to 2826 and encodes 489 amino acids. The transcript has 26 exons. Gene Ontology annotation, biological process: protein phosphorylation. Gene Ontology annotation, molecular function: protein serine/threonine kinase activity; phosphatidylinositol binding; ATP binding. The record is from RefSeq and is a predicted model, not a curated record.
CAGACCAUGACUCCCUUUGGAAGAAACUUGCUAAAGGCUCCGCAUAAAAACAGUUGAAGAAGCAAAAUUUUAACAAGUUUGGGAAGUUUAUAAAGGUUACACAGCAAGAAAUGGGAAGGCUCAAGGAGAGAGAGAGAGAUGGUGAUUGGCUGGGACUGGAGAUCAACCAGAUCACUUGUAUGCACAAAGUUGCUUUGAAUCUGCCUUUCCAAACAAGGGCUGCAGCAGACGCUAUAGCAAGGUUGAAGCUUUAUCCUACUCUGAGCUCCGCGCAGGGGGUCCGUGAGGAGCCACUGGAGAACUCCAAACAUCCAUCCUCUUUGGAUGAAGAGCAGUUGCACCAGGCCAUCAACCGCAGCCAGCGCCAGACUGGGUAUGGACAUUAGUCCACCCUCUACUUCAGUGAGCUCAAACUGAUGAGGACCUCCCAGCCAGCCACCCGGGACAUGCUGGUGAACGCCCUGGUGCUGGUCUUUCCAGCUUAAACCAUCUCCUCCACCACCUUCAAGGGCUCCUACCUGGAUGUCAGCACCAUGUCAUGGUUCUUGGAAAAACUGUUCAGGAGCUCACACCCCCUCACUGACCACAGCACCGGGAGCCCAGACUGGAGUGAUGAUGAGCACCCUGCUGACCCUCUGGCCUCCAGUCACAGCCCUGAGGACCCAGGGCAGCAGAGACAGAAGUGGGAGUUCAGCCUGUCCUCUAGACUGGAGGAGCAGGCCCAGGGACCCAUAAACACACAGGAAUGUCCUGGGAAGGGUGCUGGAGGAAAAGCCAGGCCUCUGACUCAGCUUCCGCUUGUCAUCCCCAGAACCACCUCUUCCAUCUGCAUCUCCUGGCCAGAAGGAUACCCUGUGGUCCUCGACCAGUCUCUGAACAUUGCAGGGCUCAUGUUUGAGGUGGCUUGUAUAGAGGUCACUGCGUCCACAUCACACCUGGGGCAUCUAGCAAACAUUUCUCUUGCCUGGCUGGAGCAACUUGGGCCCAUUGGCACAGACCCAGAGGGUGAGAUGGCGACAGUUGACCAGCUUCACAAAGAAGGAUAAGCACUCCCAGUGCUGGCCAUAGAACCAGCACUGGCAGAUCUGGGAGAGCAGAGGCCUGCUCUGGAGCCAGGUGCGCCUGCAUCCCUGGAUCUGCCCCUGUAUGUGGAGCCAGCACCAGGGCCAGGGUCAAGGGCAGCACCAGCACCUAGGACAGAGCCACCGCCGGAGACAACAGGAAAGGCAAAACCAGAGCCAAUUCCAGGGCUCUGCCUUCCAUGGACUGUGCCUGACAAAAAGCUGUGCAGGGCCGGGCCGUCUCCCAUCAUGGCCUACACAGCCCAACAUCUGGCUCAACAGCUGACGCUUAUGGAUGCGGGAAAGCGCGAGAGCGUAUAAAGAACUGUGCGCACGCGAUGACAGGAUGACCCGGGAGAAGCUGAUAAAGGUUUAUAAAGUUCUGGUCUCAGUGGGCAGGAGUGAAUGGUUUGUCUUCAGGAGAUAUGCAGAGUUUGAUAAACUUUAUAACACUUUAAAGAAGCAGUUUCCUGCUAUGGCCCUGAAGAUUCCUGCCAAGAGAAUAUUUGGUGAUAAUUUUGAUCCAGAUUUUAUUAAACAAAGAAGAGCAGGACUGAAUGAAUUUAUUCAGAACCUGGUUAGGCAUCCAGAGCUCUAUAACCAUCCAGAUGUCAGAGCAUUCCUUCCAAUGGACAGUCCAAAACACCAGUCAGAUCCAUCUGAAGAUGACGAUGAAAGAAGUAUUCAGAAGCUACACACUACCUCACAGAACAUCAACCUGGGACCAUCUGGAAAUCCUCAUGCUAACCCAACUGACUUUGAUUUCUUAAAAGUUAUUGGAAAAGGCAGCUUUGGCAAGGGUCUUCUUGCAAAACGAAAACUGGAUGGAAAAUUUUAUGCUGUCAAAGUGUUACAGAAAAAAGUAGUUCUUAACAGAAAAGAGCAAAAACAUAUUAUGGCUGAAUGCAAUGUGCUUUUGAAAAAUGUGAAACAUCCAUUUUUGGUUGGAUUACAUUCUUCUUUCCAAACAACUGAAAAGCUUUAUUUUGUUCUGGAUUUUGUUAAUGGAGUGGAGCUAUUUUUUCACUUACAACGAGAAAGCUCCUUUCCUGAACACAGACCUAGGUUUUAUGCUGCUGAAAUUGCCAGUGCAUUGGGUUACUUACACUCCAUAAAAAUCGUGUACAGAGACUUGAAACCAGAAAAUAUUCUUCUGGAUUCAGUAGGACAUGUUGUCUUAACAGAUUUUGGGCUUUGUAAAGAAGGAAUUGCUAUUUCUGAUACCACCACAACAUUUUGUGGGACACCGGAGUACCUUGCCCCUGAAGUAAUCAGAAAACAGCCUUACGAUAAUACUGUAGAUUGGUGGUGCCUUGGUGCUGUUCUGUAUGAAAUGCUGUAUGGAUUGCCUCCUUUCUAUUGCCGAGAUGUUGCUGAAAUGUAUGACAACAUCCUUCACAAAUCCCUAAAUUUGAGGCCAGGGGUGAGCCUCACAGCCUGGUCCAUUGUGGAGGAUCUCCUAGAAAAAGAGAGGCAAAAUGGACUCGGUGCCAAAGAAGAUUUUCUUGAAAUUCAGAGUCAUCCUUUUUUUGAAUCACUGAGCUGGACUGACCUUGUACAAAAGAAGAUUCCACCACCAUUUAAUCCUAAUGUGGCUGGACCUGAUGAUAUCAGGAACUGUGACACAGCAUUUACAGAAGGAACAGUUCCGUGUUCUGUGUGUGUGUCUUCUGACUAUUCUGUAGUGAAUGCCAGUGUUUUGGAGGCUGAUGACGCAUUCCUUGGUUUCUCUUACGCACCUCCUUCAGAAGACUUAUUUUUGUGAAUGGUUUGCCAUUCAGAAACUAUAGAGCAAAUACAAGCCACGGAUGGGACUGAAACUCAUUUCUGUGAAUAUAUUCAAAUAUGUAUAACUAGUGCCUCAUUUUUACAUGUAAUAUUGAAAAUUAUGGAAAAUGUAUUUUCUGCUAUAUGCAAGAAAAUAGGGCAUUUCAAAGAGCUAUGUUUUGAUUAAAAUUUGUAUUCUUGUUUAUUAAGCUUAUUUUUGAACAAAAAUUUUAAAAGCUAUUAUUCUUAACAUUAACCUGUUUUUAAAGAAAACAUUGUGCUAUUGACUGUUUUUUUCCCUCUUA